AUGGGUUCGACGGAGGAGAGUUAUGCCAAAUUGGCCAAGUAUUGCCACAACAUGGCAGAAUCGCUUCAAGUAUUUUUUAUGGCUCUUGGACAAUGCAUUAGAGGUUUUCGAAAUGCGAUGCAACAUCUAAUUCUAGUUGAUGGUACAGCCCUAAAAGCUAGAUAUGAAGGGAAAUUGAUUAUUGCUACAUUUCAAGACGCCAACAUCCAAAUUUACCCUCUGACAUUUGGCAUUGUCGAUGGAGAGACUGAUCUAGCAAUGCGUUGGUUCUUCACUAAGCUAAGAGAAGUAAUUGGGGACAUCGAGAACCUUGCAUUUGUGACUGACCGGGGGCAGUCAAUAAUAAAUGGUAUAGCCGAAGUUUUUCCAGAAGCACAUCAUAGUUAUUGCAUGUACCGGAUUCAGGGCAACCUGAAGAUUAGGUACCGGGGCAGUGGCAUCAUUGCAUUGUUUAGGAGAGCUGCAGAAGCUUACAGUUUUGAAGAGUUUACGAAGUUCAUGGGCGAAAUAAAACAUAAGUCAGAAAGUUGGUUUUAUGACCGACGUGAGGAAUCCCAGAAUUGCAAGAGUGUACUAGCUCCGGCACAGGAAGAUCGACUAUUCAAAACUCAAGAAGUGGCAAAAGCUUUAUUUGUGGAACCACUAGAUCAAUUUCACUUCUUCGUGAGAUACGGUCGUAAUGUUGGAUACAUUGUAGACUUUAAUGACAAUACCUGCACGUGUAGACAAUUUCAGUUGGAGAGUUUUCCAUGUGUGCAUGCUGUCGCAGUGGCUAUGUAUAGAGGAUUUCAACCACACAUCUUAUGCAGUCAUUAUUAUAUGGCUGAUUUUUGGAGAGCAGCAUAUGCCGAAACUAUAUUUCUUCUACCAAAUGAAGUCGAGUGGGAAGUUCCUGAUUAUAUUGUAACACUUAAUAAUUUGUUGUCACCUGAAGUUCCACCGCGUACUCCUGGUCAUAGACGGACGUCUAGAAUACAAUCUACAGGAGAGUUUCCACAACGGUGUAAGUGCGAGAGGUGCGACGCUACAGGACAUACACUUCGAUUUUGUACAAGUCAGAUCCCACUAAGCAAUGACUCGAUGGAUGUGUAG
Messenger RNA from Olea europaea var. sylvestris, 1092 nucleotides. RefSeq lists its product as uncharacterized. The coding region runs from base 1 to 1092 and encodes 363 amino acids. The record is from RefSeq and is a predicted model, not a curated record. Gene Ontology annotation, molecular function: zinc ion binding. Lineage: Eukaryota; Viridiplantae; Streptophyta; Magnoliopsida; Lamiales; Oleaceae. The transcript has 3 exons.